Molecule: messenger RNA, 1683 nt
Organism: Kockovaella imperatae
Lineage: Eukaryota; Fungi; Basidiomycota; Tremellomycetes; Tremellales; Cuniculitremaceae
Exons: 10
Coding region: 1-1683 (560 amino acids)
Biological process (GO): positive regulation of transcription by RNA polymerase II
Cellular component (GO): nucleus
Molecular function (GO): transcription cis-regulatory region binding; zinc ion binding; DNA-binding transcription factor activity, RNA polymerase II-specific
Source: RefSeq, a predicted model, not a curated record
AUGAGCAGCGGUAGCGGCACACCUGUCAGGAAACCGAGGCAACAUUUUACGCGAUCCAGGACGGGUUGUUUGGCGUGUAGGAAAUCCAAACACAAAUGUGACGAGGCCAAACCUAUUUGCCAACGAUGUAUACGAUACUCCAGAACUUGUCAAUACCCCAGUCAUGUCAGUGUGUCAAGCUCCGCUACGCCGCCAACAAGUGGAGGAGGACCAGCUCAUUUAAGCGCAUUGGAUAUUGAUAUCUUUGAUCUGCCACAUGCUCCUACAAGCACGACGAGCGGUCCGAGUAACUCGAGCGGUGUAGCUGGCGGAUCAGUUCCUGGUCCAUCAACUCAUGCGGGACAUCACCCUCCCACAGUCACGAAUAUGAUACCCCAAGAACUAUCCCCUCCGGACCUGCUCGAGUGGGUGUACCCAGAUCUUGAGGAGAGAGAAUUGAUUCGUCACUUUCUUGCAUUUGGCACCGUCAACAUGUGCGCGAUUCCUCAACCUGACAAACCUAUCAAAUACUUUGACAUUAUCAACUCUAUCAUGAAUCCUCGAGGUUCCUCCCUCGAAUCUGAUUCACUCCUCAUUUCGAUCCUAUCCAUUGCGGCCGUCCAUCGAUCUUCCAUGUUCUUUCAACAGGAUAAAGGAUUUCUAGGCGAAGCUCCCAUAGGACCUUGGGGCGCUCCUCCGUUACCGAUCACUGGACCUUCGGAUCAUUCCAUCAGUCGGUUGAGAAAGGUCGGUGAGAAUACGAGUAAAAUGGCUUUGGAUCUAUGCCGGACGGCCAUGGUACUGAAACUCGAGGGGACAUACUCGCCCAAAGAAUUUGCCAUAUCCAACAAGCUUCUCACCGGCGUCAUGUGUAUCAUUGACUCUCAGGAGAUGCUCGGUGGACUUUUAUGGAAGGAGGCUUUUGACGUCGGACUCGAGCUCGUCAAGAUGCGUGGCGGACCGCGGACCAUGUUGGAGUUGUCAGAGAGCUCUUCAGAGGAAUCAUUAUCUACAGCUAGGUCGGUCUUAGAAAACAUGGCCUACAUCGACAUGUGUCGGUGCAUGGCAUCCGGUGCUCGACCGAUGGUACUGUUGGAAGCGUUUGAACCGUGGUGGUUCGAUUUCGUCAAGGAUCAUCCCCCAGAUAGUAUGGACAGUUUUCAAUAUGCGUUUGGGAUGGACAGAGGAAUGCUGGAGCUGGCGAACCGGGUCAACCGCUUGGUCUACGAACAUACGCUUCUUGCCAAAAUGUCUGAUCGGGGUCACCAAAACCUGCAUGACCACAAGAUUCAAGAUAUUCAGGGUGAACUCGAUCUCUGGGAAGAGCGUAUUCGAAAAGAGGAUAAGAACGAAGAGUUUCGUCGCGUGACAUAUGGCAACGUCAUUAUGCUUCAUACGCUGAGAAUCCUCGUCCUCAUCGAUCUCUUGCAAUAUUCUCACCUUCAUGACAAGGUUCAGCAUUCUGCCAAGACAGCCCUGCGAUAUCUCAACGAUUCGAGAUCCUGGUCCGUCAUUAGCUUGCUGGUUCCGACGCUGAUACUGGCCGCUGUGAUUGCCGAUCCUGCUGGAACUGCGACUGCCAAACAGGUCAUUCAAGAUUUGAGAUUGACCACGAGUUUUGCGUAUGAUGUGGAGGAGGCUUUGAACGUGUUUGAAAAGGUAAAGCGAUUCGAAACGAAACCCUGGGAUCACAGGCUAAUUUGA